AUGCUGUCCAAGUAUUGCAAUAAAGCAUCUCCGCUCACCGUUAGGCCUUCGGGAAGACAUAGCGCUACCUGGAAGAGGCUCAUUAGAGCUCGCGCCCAUGCACAACCCCAUAUUCGUUGGGUGGUGGGGAAUGGCAAAAUCUUCUUUUGGGACGAUAAGUGGCUUGGAGAAUCCACCCUGAGAGAUCACGCACUCGAUGACAGGGGACAUCCGAAUACCCUGGUCCGAGAUUUCAUCCGGGAAGGAACUUGGGAUGAGCCUAAGAUUCGGAUGCUUCAUGAUCGGGAUGGUCUUCCACUUCAUAUUAUCGGGCAAAUCCUAGCCACGCCAAUUGUACCAGAAGGCCCAGAUAUCCCGAGAUGGACUAUCUCGCCCCUCGGGGACUUCUCCCUCGCUACAACAUGGGCAACUGUCCGAACUAGCCAACCCAUUGUCCGGGGCUUAGAGGAUAUUUGGAAGGCCGGCCUUACCACCUCUAUCUCCAUUUUCUCAUGGAGGCUGCUCUCCAACCGAAUUCCCGUGGAUACAAAACUCCAAUGGCGGAAGAUGGAGUUGGCAUCGAAGUGCCAAUGUUGCCCACGGAGGCCAGGCGUUGAGUCCCUGCAGCACCUUUUCGCCCAAGGGGUUGGAGCAAUCAGUGUUUGGACAGAAUUUGAUGACUGGUUUGAGGGUUCGACCCCAUCAUUGCGGAUUAAUGAUACGAUCCCAGAUAGGCUGGUGGUCUGGACACGGAGAACACAACAAGCAAGCAAGAAGCAUCUCAGCCGUUCCAUGCCAUACCUCAUCAUGUGGUUCCUUUGGGCUGAACGCAAUAGGAGCCGGCAUCAAAUGACACAGUUCAAGCCAUUUAAUGUGGUGUGGCAAAUGCAAACUUUUAUCCGGAAUAGCAUGGCCGCAGGGCGAAUCAAACCGAAACAUUGGAAGGGCGUGAGACUGAAGAUGAGUAUUCCAAGCGAGGCCGAGCCAAGAUUGCCGAGACCCCUAGCCAUGUCGGUCAAAUGGCAACCCCCAGAUCAGGCAACUCUCAAGAUCAACACAGAUGGAGCCUUCUCGGAAGCUACGGGCAAGGUGGCAGGGGGUGGAUUGAUCCGCAACCACCUGGGGAAAAUGAUCCUCGCCUUCGCCACUCCCCUUGACGCCCAAUCGGCCCUGGAGGCGGAGCUUAAGGCCGCGCACCUUGGCCUUGCCUUGGCGAGAAACUUCAUGCAAACAAUGUGGCUCGAACUGGACUCAGAGCAGGUGAUCAAGCUUAUCAAUGGCACAGCUUGGGGACCGGCCCAUGCUCGUCAUGAUAUUGCCCGCCUUAGGGCCCUCAAGUGCCAUACUAACUUUCGCGCAUCCUUUAUCCACCGUGAAGGCAACAUGGCGGCGGACUUUCUCGCUAAGUUGGGAAUGGAAAGACCAGAAUUUUGCCAGUUCAAUGACUCCACAGCACCACGGCUCCUCAAGGCCAUGAUCCGCAUGGAAGAAAUUGGAGUGCCUAAUAUUAGAGUCCGGGGUGACAAUCACGACUAG
Messenger RNA from Salvia splendens (bonfire salvia), 1515 nucleotides. RefSeq lists its product as uncharacterized. The transcript has a single exon. The record is from RefSeq and is a predicted model, not a curated record. The coding region runs from base 1 to 1515 and encodes 504 amino acids. NCBI's taxonomy places the organism in Eukaryota, Viridiplantae, Streptophyta, Magnoliopsida, Lamiales, Lamiaceae. Gene Ontology annotation, molecular function: RNA-DNA hybrid ribonuclease activity; nucleic acid binding.